Messenger RNA from Raphanus sativus (radish), 432 nucleotides. RefSeq lists its product as uncharacterized. NCBI's taxonomy places the organism in Eukaryota, Viridiplantae, Streptophyta, Magnoliopsida, Brassicales, Brassicaceae. Gene Ontology annotation, molecular function: RNA-DNA hybrid ribonuclease activity; nucleic acid binding. The record is from RefSeq and is a predicted model, not a curated record. The coding region runs from base 1 to 432 and encodes 143 amino acids. The transcript has a single exon.
AUGGUAGACUCUUCGGUUACUACUUGUCGAACAGAUGCGGCUUGGGAUGUACGCUCCAAAAGAGCUGGUAUGGCAUGGAUUCUCACGGAUUCAACGGGGAUCGAAAUCAAUCGAGGAUCGACAACACAGAACUGGGUCAAAUCCCCCUUGAUAGCGGAAGCUAUGGCUCUCCGAUCGGCUCUCCUCUCUGCAGAGACUCUAGGGCUCACAAAGCUCCGGUGCUUCUCUGACAACGCAACGCUCAUCAGAGCUAUUACCACCGACAUGCAGGCCAAGGAAAUCUUCGGUAUUGUUCGCGAUAUCAAAGGCAUCUCCUCUGUUUUCGUCGAAGUUAUCUUUUCGCAUUUCAAUCGUUCCUUCAAUGUAGAAGCCGAUUCUCUGGCAAAACUUUCACUUUCCUCUUCUCUGCUUGUGAACCCUGUGUUGGGCUGA